CCAGAUCCCAACCCAGAUCCCAACCCAGAUCCCAACCCAGUUCCCAACCCAGACCCCUACCCAGACCCAAAACGACCAAGCAGGCGAAGCCAUCACCAGGCAGUAGAUCCCAACCCAGAUCCCAACCCAGACCCCUACCCAGACCCAAAAUGACCAAGCAGGCGAAGCCAUCACCAGGCAGUAAAUCUGGAGCAAGUAAGGCUAAGAGAAAAAGAAAACCUUGGACAUCUGGAGUGUCAUCCCUGUUUUCUCCUAAAGAGCCGGAGAUCAAACUCCGAUAUGCAAACCACAAAGAAGAGAAGACUCACGCCAGGCUGGACGGCUUUGCCCCUUACAUCCGUAUGAAGUACUCCUCCUGCUCAAUCGUUAAUUUUAGGGAAGAGGAUGAUAAUUCGACAAAGAAAGGGUCCCAGCAGACGGUCUCGGGAGUCAUCCCGAAAUCCUCCUGUCUGCAGCUGGGUCGGGUCAGCUCCGAGGCCAGCCUCCAGGUCCGGCGCUUCUGCUGCCUGUGUGGACGGGCCGGGAAUGUCGAAGGCCUCGGGGACCUGCAUGGGCCGUACUACUCCAGGGGAGCUCAGCCAGUCUGUAAGGUCGACCGCAGUCCCGAAGCACAGAAGCAGGACGCCGACUGCAGUGAUCCCGAGUCCGUCUGCAGUUUAGAGGAUGGGGCGUCCCGGGCGGUCCCACGGCAGAGGAAGGAGAACUGCUCAGGGAACGUGGAGGAGUCCGGGGUCUGUGCUGAGCUCUGGAUACAUGAGGACUGCAGCAUUUGGACGGCAGGCAUCUUUUUGGUUAAAGGGAAACUCUACGGAUUGGAGGAGGCCAUCCGACUUGCACAAGGAACAGUGUGUUCGCACUGUCACAUGGUUGGUGCCACUCUGGGAUGUUUCUUCAAAGAUUGCCCCAAUAAGUACCACUUCCCCUGUGCCCUGCAGUCAGACAGUGCGCUCAACGAGGAGAACUUCACCAUGAGAUGCCCGAAGCACAAGAAUAAAGCAUCCAGAUUGAGCGUCAGCAGGCUGAAGAACAGAUGACAUCUGUUCAAGGUAGACUUCAGCAGGUCAUCUUGCCUGAAGUGUUUACAGAUUGUUCCAGUUGAUUUCGUACUUCACGUGUUUGAGUGUUUACAUGUACUCUCAGGCGUCUGAAGGCACAGGAUGAGCUGAACGAGGGGUACCCUGGACGACGCUGGAUAAUUCUCACUGCAUUCCUCUGCUCUUCAAUAUAUAUUCAACAUCUGCACAUCUCACGACACAAAGAAUCUCCAUUUCACUGAAGGCCAAAUAUCUCAUUCCGCUUCAAAGCCCUUUGAAAGUUAAUAAUGAGAGCCUUGUUUCAUUUGAAGUUAAAGUACAUAUGCACUGAGCAGAAGUGCUCGUUUUUUUGUUUAGUUCGUCAUUCUUAUAUGAACUCCAGCAUCUCUUUGUUCAUUAAUGCAACAUGAACUGACCAUUCUUUCACAGUGACGUCUUUAUCAAGUAAAACUGAAAUGCUGAGUCUCCCGUAUGCAUUAGUAUGUGAACAUAUUUAUUUCUAUUUAUGUUUAAUGCAUAUGUGUGUAUUUAUUUGCCAAUGAACAGAGUGUGUUUUAGCACCUUGUGUGAAUGCAGUUGAGGAACAUUAUGAUUUGAUGUUGGUUACAGCUACAGGGUGCUUUAAACAUGAAUCUGAUUUGAGUUUUGAAUCUUGUGGCCUGGGGAUCGAGGACGGAGUGUGUAGGAUUUUCCAUUUCACCCGAUGCCUUGUGAUGUCUCGAGCUGUUUCAAUAAAUGUUUUUAUGUUCUACAUUCCUAA
This is a messenger RNA of Pimephales promelas (fathead minnow), 1794 nucleotides long. RefSeq lists its product as uncharacterized. Lineage: Eukaryota; Metazoa; Chordata; Actinopteri; Cypriniformes; Leuciscidae. Gene Ontology annotation, biological process: regulation of transcription by RNA polymerase II. Gene Ontology annotation, cellular component: nucleus. The record is from RefSeq and is a predicted model, not a curated record.